Messenger RNA from Neurospora crassa OR74A, 2284 nucleotides. RefSeq lists its product as hypothetical. The coding region runs from base 968 to 2137 and encodes 389 amino acids. Lineage: Eukaryota; Fungi; Ascomycota; Sordariomycetes; Sordariales; Sordariaceae. The record is from RefSeq and is a predicted model, not a curated record. The transcript is spliced from 3 exons.
GGCCUCAUGGCUUCCAAGACGAUCGCCAACGUUUAAGCUUAUUCUCAAUGCCUGCACGUUGACAGACUGAGACCAUCUCUGUCCGUGCGCCAAGAGAACGAAACACCAGGAUCAGGCUCCAGACCUUCAUCGACCACCACCGCCGCCGAAGGUUGCUCUGCUGAACCUCACUCCCAUCAUCGGGAACAUUGGAUGCCCGACUUUACACUUAUCCCCGGGCGGCAGCUCUUACAACCGCUCACUAUCAAGCCUCGGUAAAGUUCAAGUGAGCAGUGAGCAAUGUUCCCAACCGUCUGCGGUUCUCGUGUUCCUCCUUGCCAUGAGCAUGGGAGCGUCAUGGCUUGCGUCCCAAGAUCCCCCACAAGAUCCAUCCAGCUUCUAGCCCAGACUGCCGGCAAGAUCUGCCAGGGUUCAGGUGAAUCUCAAUACGGGCCCAGAGUUCACCAGGCUGAUGAGAUGGUGGUCUUGUUUACCGCCCAUGGUAUAUGUGGGCAGGGGAUUCCCCUAGCCUAACCACAAACGAUUGACACAGGGACAGCAAUGCCUCGUCAGAGAUGAGACGAUCUCAACAACACCUCUUUUCCUCAGUACCUGGUCUAUUGUCGUCCUAUAGUGUAGAGGCAUGCUAUCCAUCAGGGGCAACCCAUUAGAUGGACUUUGAUACGGGGUCCAGAUCGCUCGGUUGCCGUCAUCGUUUCUAUAUAACUUGACUGUCCUCCCGUGAACAUCACCGCUUUCUCUUCCCUUCUCAUCAUCAGCUUCAUUCUCUUUUUUCGGGUCUCCGGUGUCUACAGUUCUGGCAACUAUUUCGUUUCUUCUCACUCUUUCAACCUUACUACUACUACUCAAUUACUUGACUUCUUUCCAAACCGCUCGGCCGGUCUUCGUUUCUUCCAUAUUUCAGCAUUCUUGCAUCCAACAAACUACCAGCGUUAUCACCCAUCAGGUCAAAAAAAGCUUGAUCAUCAUGUACUCCAAACUUGCCCUUGCCGCCCUUCUUUUGGCCACGGCCGAAGCUCGCUUUGGUCAGGAGCAGUCUGUUGCCAACAUCAUCUCCUCUCUGAGCAAUUUUGGCAACCCUGGUGUUGCUCCCACCCUCGCAGGCUCCACUCCCGGUGUCCUGCUCGCCGGUGCCAACGCCUGUGACAAGCUUACCCUUGCCGACCGGAUUGUUUCGGAACUCGGCAAUGACAAGGCCGUCAUUGACGCAGCCAAGAAGCUUGUCGCCGCUGAAAAGAACUUUAACCCCUUUGCUGUCUCCAUUCCUUCCAUCUGCUCCGAUCCAGCUCUGCCGGCCACCCAAGAGCUGAGAGGCAUCGUUCCCCUUGUUGACCCGGCUGUGACCGGCGCUGAUGUUGAGAAUGCCAACUCGGCCAAGUCUCUCACCUCUCCGUUCGCCAACGAUGGAUUGAGUGUUGCGGAUAUCGUGAAAGCCAAUGGCUUCACCAACUUCACUGCCCAAAGCUCCAGCGGAUCUACCACCGCGCCUGCUGCUGGUAACAAUAACAACAAUAACAACAAUAACAACAACAACAACGGCAACAACAGCAACAACGGCAAUACUGGUGCUGUUACCUCCGCGGUCACUUCUGCUGCUCCUGCCGCCACCUCCGAAGCUGCCGAUGCCGGUAACGGUAACGACAACAAUGGCAACAAUAACGAUAACAACGGCAAUAAUAACGAUGACAACAAUAACAACGGCAAUGACAACAACGGCAAUGACAACAACGGCAACAAUAACGAUGACAACAGCAACAACGGCAAUGACAACGCCAACACCGGCAACAACAACAGCAGCAACGGUGUUCAAAAGUCCACCCUCGCCGGCGCCGACUUUGGUCUUUGCGUGCCCACCAUGAGUUUCGUCGGCGGCCGCGGCAACCGGAAGGCCACCGAGUUCACCUUCCUGCCUAAGGACCCGCUCGUCGCCAAGGGCCAGCAGGAGGCGCUCAACCCCAACAUCAUCACCAACCGCAUCUGUGACCAGCUGACCAACGUCUGCCAGGCCAACCAGGCGGCCAAGACGGCGUGCUUGGAUGCCAAGGCCCAGAUCAAGGCUCUUGGAACAAAGGACGCGUCUACUGCGCAGAAGUGGAACGAGCUUUUGGGUUUUGCUGGCACUGAUAUCUCUCAGUAAGCAAGUGGGAUAGUGUAUAUAGCCAUAGGGGGGUUUGGAGAUGAUAUCAUGUAGGGAUUGCGAAGAUGAUGGGAUGGUUUCGUGACAACAUUGGUAGUAUAUGUAUAUGGAUCCACCUAAAUGCAUGUAAAUAUUUUGGAGCUGACA